Molecule: messenger RNA, 1738 nt
Organism: Frankliniella occidentalis (western flower thrips)
Lineage: Eukaryota; Metazoa; Arthropoda; Insecta; Thysanoptera; Thripidae
Exons: 3
Coding region: 314-1519 (401 amino acids)
Source: RefSeq, a predicted model, not a curated record
AGCGCAGUAGUGCGCAGCUUGACUCUUGUUUACCAGCGUCAGAUGUUACGACGUAAAUAAAAUUGUUUUUGGUUGUUACGUAAAAUUGGUUAAUCAGGUAUGGGAUCAACUGAAAUGUCUAAAGAUGCCUAACUCGUUGUUAGAAUAUGAGGUUUGGCCAAUUGAGUCGAUGAAGAGUGUGUGUCAUUGAUAUUAACCUGCAGUUUUGAGAAAUAUUGUAGUUGCUCAUAACCUCUUGAGAUAAAUUGCGUUUGUCACUGUUCUGUGCACAAUAUAAUUUUCCCAUUGAAUACUCUCUUAAGAUCUCAUCAGUAUGCGGAGAUCAUUUUAUCUGGCAAGUGCCUCAACAAAUAACUUGACAGAAGCAAUGAAGCUUUGUAGCUCUACAGUACAAGGAGUUCGGCAUCCCAACCACCUCACCAACCUUUAUCCUAAUUACAAGAAAGAGGAAAAAGGAUACUGCCCAGGUAUUCUCCGAACACUACAUCCUUCGGAGUACAACUCUACCAAACAUGUUCAAACCAGUCAACCACCUGGAGAAAACGAAGUCAUUGUUUUUGACCACCAAAAACAAGUCCAUGCCAAAGAGGAUACACAGGAGGAAAAAUACGAUGAAAUUAAUUUUCGUGAAGAACAAGAUUUACUAAAGAUGACUGAAUUAUUUCAUACGGAAGUAGAUGCAUGCUUCACUUGCACGAGGGAAGAUUCAACAUACCUACAGAUUGUCAAAAAGUUACGAAAUAUUUUCUUAGAUGCUCUGUUUGAGGAUGCCAAAAGAUAUUGUGUUGGUGACUCCCCAGGAGAGAUUCCAGAAACUCUAGAUCAAAGAAAAAGUGAAAUAUGGAGAGCUGAGAGAUCUAUUCGUUUUCCUGCUUCGAUGGCAAAAUACUUUAUAAAGCUUCCUCAAGUAUGCUAUGCUGAUGCUUUGAGAGAACAUUUAUGGACCUUACUUCCAGGUAUAGCUUCAAUGUAUGGUAUAGAAAUGGAGGAUAAAGCUCGUGUAGAUUACAUUAAAUGGGCUCAGGCUCAAGAUGAAACAACUACUGUUCAGCAAACAGGAAUGUGGGUAAAUCCUGCUUUCCCACAAUUGUCUUGUAGUCCAGAUGGUAUUGUGAGAUCCCAAAAAUCUCCGCCAAAGCUUUUAGAAAUCAAGUGUCCAGAGUUUAUAAAAAAUGCGAACUUUGCCGACUUUGAAAGUUGUAUUCGCAGUUUAGGUUUAGAUUAUACAAAUUUUUGCCUUCAAAAAAAUUCUGAUGGUACUCUUUCUUUGAAAAGGAAUAGCUCAUUUUGGUUUCAAAUGCAAGUAUCAAUGGGAAUUCUUAAUUUUGAAGAAAGUCAUUUAAUGCUCUGGAGUCCCAAUGGAUUCCUCAUUUGUACUGUUAAGUUUGAUUCAGAUUGGUGGGAGUUGAGUAAGAAGAGACUUAUUCAGUUGCAUGCUGAGCUAUGGGUACCUGAAUACUUCUUAAUGAGAAUUCCUCGUUAUUUACGACCAUUGAGAAUACCUUUCGAGAUGGAGUGACAUUUCUGUGUUUGCUGUUUUUGUUGUUGUUUUUCUAUGAAUGAGUUAACAUUUAUACGAAACCGUGUGAAAAAUUAUGUGUAAGUUAAUAUCUUUUUAUAAAAGGCUGACAGUAUUAUAUAUUUUAACUUGUGAUUUAGUAAAUUUAGGAACUAUUUGGAUGACUCAAUCUAUGCAAUCUAUGCAAUCUGAGCAAAUAGCAAUAAAUGCCAAACAUUA